CCCGUACUACACUAGUACAUAGCUUUAUAAAUAACCCCUCGUCUGUUGCUUCAUUAAAAAGAUUGUUACUCCUUACGAGUUACGAGCACUUGUUUUUCACUAGAGCUCACAGUUUGUUCUCCGUAACCCAAAGAUUCUAAAAGAAGAAGUUUUAGGGUAACUAAGAUGAGUUCGACGAGCCGAGCUUGGAUCGCAGCAGCCAGUAUUGCAGUAGUUGUGGCCUUGAAAGAUCAAGGCUUCUGCAGAUGGAACUAUGCUACAAGAUCAAUACAACAACAUACUAAGAAUAAUCUCUGGUCAAUUUCACAGGCUAAGAAGCUCUCUUCCACAUCUUCUGCGGUGGUUUCAAGUGAAGUCAGAAGAGGUGAAGCAGACACUGAGUCUUUGAGGAAAGUUAUGUACUUGAGUAAUUGGGGUCCAUAUUGAAAGCUAAGUAAUUAAAGAUCAGGAUGAUUGAUCGAUACUUCAGUGAAAGGAAAAUAUCGUAUCUGGAUAUUUAAAGAAAAUUAAUGCAUGCUGAGCGAAUUCAUCAAGUCACAUAAGGAUAGAAUUGCAGCUGGACGGGCCAUGGUUUUUUUUUUUUUCAUAUAUACAACUAAGGACAUCGAUGUGUGAUUGUGCGGCAAAUUGAUCAAUGACGUAUAUUGUAAAUCUAAUGGAAACGGAUUAUCAAUAACUUUACCGA
Molecule: messenger RNA, 685 nt
Organism: Pistacia vera
Lineage: Eukaryota; Viridiplantae; Streptophyta; Magnoliopsida; Sapindales; Anacardiaceae
Exons: 1
Coding region: 166-426 (86 amino acids)
Source: RefSeq, a predicted model, not a curated record